Protopolystoma xenopodis is the source of this 366-nucleotide messenger RNA. Lineage: Eukaryota; Metazoa; Platyhelminthes; Monogenea; Polystomatidea; Polystomatidae. The record is from the annotation of a GenBank genome assembly.
AUGCUUUGCCUCAUCUGCAUCCGCAGUGCUGACGAGCGGCUGGAGGAGCAACGUGAAGUGAUGGUUACGGUCGACUUCACCGGCCGUGUUUUCUGGAGUCCGCCGGCAAUCUUCAAGUCGACCUGUACCAUUGAUAUCCGCAACUUUCCCUUCGACUAUCAGAAUUGUCAUCUCCGAUUCGCCUCUUGGACGCACGACGGUCACCGAAUGGACCUGCAAUUCUUCAACAAUGAGACCACUGUGGACACCGAGGACUACACCGAAAGCAAUGAGUGGGAGAUCACUGCCAAACCUGCUCGCCGGUUCGUCAACAUGUACAAGAACUGCCCCAAGCCCUAUCCGGUGUUGACCUUCUUCCUCUUGUAA